AUGGCAGAAUUCCUAGACUUCGUCAUUUACUUCCUCAUUUGGCUUAUUUCUACUAUUCUGAUACGAAUAUUUUUAAAAAAAGGAAACACUUCAGGCCUUCCUCCAAGCCCUCUAGCCUUACCGGUUAUUGGUCAUCUCCACCUCCUCUCCCCAAUACCUCACCAAGCUCUAGCCAAGCUGUCGCAACGUUGUGGACCAUUGAUUCACUUAUUUCUUGGUUCGGUCCCAUGUGUAGUAGCUUCCUCACCUGAAAUGGCUAAAGAGUUCUUGAAAACAUACGAAAGUUCCUAUUCCAAUCGACCACAAAGUUUUGCUGUCGAUUACCUAACAUAUGGUUCUCAAGACUUCUCAUUUGCACCUUAUGGACCUUAUUGGAAAUUCAUGAAGAAACUAUGCAUGUCUGAACUUCUUGGUGGUCAAACAUUAGAACUGUUACUUCCUGUUAGACGAUCUGAAAUGAGAAGUUUUAUGGAAUUUUUGUUGAGCAAGGCCAGUGCAGGCAAGUCGGUUGAUAUUGGAGGAGAGCUUAUUAGAUUGACGAAUAAUGUAAUUUCAAGAAUGAUUAUGGGUGAAAGGUGUUCGGAAGAUGAAGACAAAGCUGGAGAUGUUAGAAAAUUGGUUCAAGAGAUUGCUGAGCUCACAGGGAAGUUUAAUCUGAUGGAUUUUAUAUGGUUUUGUAAGAAUUUGGAUUUGCAGGGAUUCAGAAAGAGGCUUAAGAAGGUUCGUGACAGAUUUGACGCGAUGAUGGAGAGGAUCAUUGAUGAACAUCAAAAUCCAGGCCGGAAACUGAAGCUAGAAAAUGAGGAAGGAGAAAGCGUACGAGAUUUGCUUGACAUUUUACUUAAUAUAUCAGCAAAUGAGAGCUCGGAGAUGAGUUUGACAAGAGAGAACAUAAAAGCUUUUAUCCUGGACAUAUUUGCUGCAGGAACUGAUACAUCAGCAAUCACAACAGAAUGGGCUCUGGCAGAAUUAAUCAACCAUCCUAACAUAUUGCAUAGAGCCCAGCAUGAAAUUAACUCUGUUGUUGGCCAAAACAAACUUGUAGAAGAAUCAGACAUUUCAAACCUUCCAUACCUUCAAGCCAUUGUUAAAGAAACGCUAAGGCUUCAUCCAACAGGACCAUUAAUUGUCCGAGAGUCGUCUGAAGAUUGCACCAUUGCAGGUUACCACGUUCCAGCGAAAACGAGACUUUUUGUCAAUGUUUGGGCCAUUGGUAGGGAUCCAGAACACUGGGAAAAUCCACUGGAGUUCCGGCCUGAAAGGUUCUUGAAUGAGGAUGGUUAUUUGAAAGCACAGUUAGAUGUAAGGGGACAACAUUAUCAUUUAUUGCCAUUUGGGAGUGGUCGAAGAGGCUGUCCCGGAACUUCUUUGGCAUUGCAGGUUGUUCAGACAACCUUAGCUGCCAUGAUUCAGUGCUUUGAGUGGAAUGUUGAAGGGAAUGGGACUGUGGAUAUGGAAGAAGGACCUGGUAUAACACUUCCAAAGGCUCAUCCUUUGAUUUGUUUCCCUGUGGCUAGACUCAAUCAAAUUCCAUCUAUACUUUUCAAUGACCUAACCGGUUCAAUCCCGCCUGAACUUUCCCUCCUCCAAAACCUUGAAGCCAUUCACUUGGACUGGAACAAACUCACUGGUAACAUCCCAGAAUCCUUUGGAAAGUUCACUGGAAAAGUACCUGAUCUUUAUCUCUCCCACAACAACCUCACAGGUUCAGUCCCAAGAUCAUUAGGUGACUUGAAUUUUACGGACCUCGACUUUUCGCGCAAUAAACUUGUAGGUGACAUCUCAUUCUUGUUUGGCAGAAACAAGACUUUACAAAUAGUCGAUUUUUCAAGGAACAUGUUUGAGUUCGAUCUGUCAAAGGUGCAGUUUCCUGACAGCUUACAAUCGUUGGAUUUGAAUCAUAAUAGGAUCAGUGGGAGUCUGCAGCAGGAUUUGACAAAUUCGAAUUUGCAGUAUUUGAAUGUGAGUUAUAACAGGUUAUGUGGUCAGAUUCCAAUGGGUGGGAACUUGCAGAGCUUUGACAUUAGUUCUUAUUUCCACAACAAAUGCCUCUGUGGAUCUCCAUUGCCUGCCUGCAAUUGA
Molecule: messenger RNA, 2082 nt
Organism: Fraxinus pennsylvanica
Lineage: Eukaryota; Viridiplantae; Streptophyta; Magnoliopsida; Lamiales; Oleaceae
Source: the annotation of a GenBank genome assembly